Ctenopharyngodon idella (grass carp) is the source of this 603-nucleotide messenger RNA. Its product is annotated as hemoglobin subunit alpha-like. Gene Ontology annotation, molecular function: oxygen carrier activity; iron ion binding; haptoglobin binding. Gene Ontology annotation, biological process: oxygen transport; hydrogen peroxide catabolic process. Gene Ontology annotation, cellular component: blood microparticle; hemoglobin complex; haptoglobin-hemoglobin complex. The transcript has 3 exons. The coding region runs from base 85 to 516 and encodes 143 amino acids. The record is from RefSeq and is a predicted model, not a curated record. NCBI's taxonomy places the organism in Eukaryota, Metazoa, Chordata, Actinopteri, Cypriniformes, Xenocyprididae.
CAAACGUUUAAAAAGAGGACCAACGUUUAGGUGGGUAAGUCAUUUGACCAUAGCACGUCUAUUCAUUCCAGACAUCGAUUCAAAAUGAGUCUCUCUGCUAAGGACAAAGCCACUGUGAAGGCCCUCUGGGCAAAGAUCUCCCCAAAGGCUGAGGACAUCGGUAAUGAGGCGUUGUCCAGAAUGCUUUUGGUCUACCCUCAGACCAAGACCUACUUCUCUCACUGGAGCGACCUGACCCCCGGCUCUGCUCCUGUGAGGAAGCAUGGAAAGAAGGUCAUCGGUGGACUCGGUUUGGCUAUUGAAAAGAUCGACGACCUUUUCGGCGGUCUGCUCACUCUUAGCGAGCUGCAUGCCUUUCAGCUGAGAGUCGAUCCUGCUAACUUCAAGAUCCUGUCCCACAACAUUCUUGUGGUGUUGUCCAUGCUCUUCCCUGAUGACUUCACACCUGAAGCCCACCUGGCCAUGGACAAGUUCCUUGCAGGAGUGGCCCUGGCUUUGUCUGACAAAUAUCGUUAACCUGUUUGAUAUUUGUUAAGCAGUUUGAAUGUUGUUUUGUCGAUUUGGUCAACAACAUGUCAAUAAAAACAAAUCUAGAGACACUCA